CAAACCUGCAAGCGUCUCAGGGGAGAUGAAAAAGAAUAACCUCAAUCUACUUCACUCUCCCAGCAUAAAAAAAAAAACCUCUUUAAAAAUGACGUCUCCCACAGACGCAGACCAAACAAUGCAGCAGUCUCUGCAGCGAUUCCGUAACCGAAUGGCCGCGGCAAACCGGAAAUUCAUCCAGGAUCGCAUCGACGAGAUCGAAGCCCGGGGCCUGGCGACUGAACGGCAAAAAUGGAGAAAGAUGGUCGAGUACCGACAUUUUGACAUGCCAGAUGAGAAUGAGGAUCUCCCCAAACGAUUGGUAGAUCUUCCCACGGUAGUGGAUACAGACCCUUUUGCCAUGGACGGGGUCCAUCCUCCGAGACUGCGGACCGAAAAAGCACGAGAGAUUAUUCUGGAUACCCUCCAGCAAGUGUUCCAGCGACAGGCUGAGAAGUGGGCAGCUGAGCAGGGCAAGGACACCCCCGGGCUCAUUCCCCGGUGCGACGAGCUAGGCAUGUUCCUCAAGUACGCCCAUGCGGUGGAGGAUCCGGACUUCCGCCUCUCCAGUAUCCCCCCCUUUGAAGCUGGGCUGUGGGUUAUGGGAGCGGAUGAGGCGGAGCUGGUCGAGACGCAGCCCGAGCGAUACUAUGAGCGCGUCCGGGCGGAGUGCGAACGCGUGCGGGAGAAUCUAGAGGAUGAUGACGGGAUUGGGGAUCUGAUCAACAAAUCUAUGGUGGCUCCGCGUAUCGAGGGCAGCGAUUUGGAGGUCAAGGCCGGCGUCAUCACUGGGACUGGCUAUAUCGAUGAAUAUCCUCACUGGUUUAGUGCCUAUCUCUAUUGCCGUCAGCGGGUGGAUGCAGAUGAGGGUAAUGAUACUAUCUCCGACGCCCCCAAUAUCCAGGACUGGGCGUGGCGGGUGGUUGUUGUCGACUCUGAGCCGGACAUCCUGAAUCCCACUGUGAUGUAUGGGCGCAGGCCUCAGUUUGACUCCAUUCCCGAGUUUCUGGAUUGGUACUGUAGCUGGCCUGAUCAUUUGGAUACCCGGGGCAUACUGAGUCUGAGGCGUCAUGCGAUUCAGUGUGAGACUGAUUGCGAGUCGGAUUGCGAGUAUCAUCACCACUGAGUGGCCAUUUCAAUUCCUGGUGCUAGAGAGAAGGAAUGUAUCGGUGCGAUGGAGAUCUAGUCACGCUCAAUGGAGUCAAUAUACGCCUGGCUUUAUGCAUCACCAACAAGCUAAACUGGCACGAGUACAUUGAGUGGUGACAAGCAUGAUUCUAUGCAAGAAUUCCUGAUGACUCCAGUAAUGAAAUAAUCACCUUUCACGUAUUACAA
This is a messenger RNA of Aspergillus sclerotioniger CBS 115572, 1314 nucleotides long. RefSeq lists its product as uncharacterized. The record is from RefSeq and is a predicted model, not a curated record. Lineage: Eukaryota; Fungi; Ascomycota; Eurotiomycetes; Eurotiales; Aspergillaceae. The transcript has a single exon. The coding region runs from base 89 to 1105 and encodes 338 amino acids.